Mollisia scopiformis is the source of this 2559-nucleotide messenger RNA. RefSeq lists its product as uncharacterized. The coding region runs from base 18 to 2483 and encodes 821 amino acids. Lineage: Eukaryota; Fungi; Ascomycota; Leotiomycetes; Helotiales; Mollisiaceae. The record is from RefSeq and is a predicted model, not a curated record. The transcript has a single exon.
GCGGAUUAUGGUACAACAUGUACGCCAUCCUGUUGGAUAUGACUCUCGUUCUCGGACAUCCUGACGUUGCAAUGACUGCAGAGUAUGUUGCUCAAUUGCUGAAGCCAGGAUUGGUGACAAUGAUCCUCUCACCACCGUCGAUACUCAUUGAGCUUGCAGAAGAUCCGUCUGCUCAGCAAGAUCUUGCGAAACUCAAGCAUGUUGCGUAUGCUGGCGGGCCUUUACGCCCAACAACUGGAGAUAAGCUUGCAAAAAUGGUGCCACAUCUGUCAAGUUACAUCGGCGCAACUGAAUGUGGCUGGUUCCACACUCUUUCAGGGGAUAACAAAGUAUGGGACUCUUUGAAGUUUUAUUCUGAUAUAGGAUAUAGAUUCGAAGAGAUAUCAGAUGGCAUCUUUGAGCUGGUCAUCGUGAAAGAUGAUCGAACCAACAAAUAUCAGCCAAUAUUCCAGGUAUUUCCAGACAUCAGCGAAUACCGAACCAAAGACCUAUACUCAGCGAAUAGCGAGGCUCCUGGCUGGUGGAAAUACCGCGGUCGAGCUGAUGACCUGAUCGUCCUUUCCAACGGCGAGAAAAUAAAUCCCAUCCCGUUAGAGAAUGUAAUCGGUUCACACCCGUCCAUCAAAGCAGCUCUGGUCAUCGGAGAGUAUCGAUUCAUUCCAUCCUUGCUGGUUGAGAUCGAUGCGGAAAACUACCCAGAGACUGAAAGCGAACGCCACCAGCUUCUCGACAACAUCUGGCCAGUUGUCCAGGAAGCGAAUAAGAUCGCCCCGGGCUUCUCCAAGAUUCCGAAGUCUUUGAUCUUGUUUGCGAAGCCAGAAAAGCCUUUCUUGAGAGCGGGAAAGGGGACAGUUCAACGCCAACUCACGGUUCGAGAAUAUGCCGAGGAGCUGGAGAGAUUGUACGAGUCACAGGAGGCAAGUCUGCUCUCAGAAGGUUUGACCCUGACGAAAUCGACAACGCUCGCGAGCAUCGCGACGUUUGUCAGGCAGAUAUAUCUCCAUGCGUUAGAGGCAGAUGAUCUGAGCGACACGGAGAACGUUUUCCAGCGAGGUCUAGACUCGCUGUUGGUGACGAUCAUUGUGCAAAGACUUCGAGCUGCUUUGACAGUGUGCGAGAUACCACUUAAAAUCGAAGACAUAAAUCCUCGCUUCGUCUAUUCGGCGUGGUCCGUGAAAAGGAUGACUGAAGCAAUUAUGGGUCUUGCGAACAUUCAGAACGAGGAUGUCAAGGCGAACGGAUCCGCCGAAAAUCUUCGUGGCACCCACAUCAGAUUCAUGAUUGAUAAAUAUACCAAGGACAUGCCAUCAGCAUCACCACUCAAGCAUUCGAACGGAGUUUCAACAUCUUCAGCACCUUGGAGCCUCAUCUUGACGGGCACAACAGGGUCUUUGGGAUCGUACUUGCUCGCGCAAUUGCAAACCUUGCCGCCUUCCCGGUUAAGCAAAAUUUAUUGCUUGAAUCGAUCUGCAGAUGCUCGAGAGAGGCAAGAGCAAAGCAAUCGAGUUCGUGGGCUGAACACAGAUUUUGACGAACGAGUCGACUUUCUCCAAGCCGACUUCUCAGAGCCGGACCUCGGUUUGGGAGAGCAGAAAUACGCUGAAUUAUUGAGAAAUGGCACAGUCAUAAUCCAUAGUGCUUGGAAAGUCGACUUCAACUUAACACUGGAGUCCUUUGAGCCCCAGAUCCAGGGUGUCCGCAACCUGCUUGAUUUCAGCACAAAGUCAACAAAGAGAACACCAGUAAUAUUCAUCUCGAGCAUAUCUACAGCUCUCAACUGGCUUGAUAUAAAUCCUUCUGAAACGGUUCCUGAGGAAAUCAUCCAAGAUUUCGCAGCCCCCGAGAAAAUCGGCUAUGGAGAAUCCAAAUUCGUCAGUGAGCACGUUCUGGACAACUAUUCCAACACCACAGGCUUGACGACGGCGGUUCUCCGAACGGGUCAGAUUGCUGGUCCGUUGACAGAGAAGGGUUUCUGGAAUAAGCAAGAAUGGUUUCCAAGUCUAGUUGCCAGCUCCAAAUAUUUGGGAGCUCUACCAGCGACGUUAGGAAGCAUGGAAGUGCUUGAUUGGAUACCUGUAGAUCUGCUCUCGUCAAUCAUGAUUGAGUUGACGGAGCAAAUUCUCGAGCAGGACGAUCGAGGCACAAGUCAGACUUCGGUCUACAAUCUGGUCAACCCAAAAGCCAUAACGUGGUCAGAAGUAAGGACAGAUGUGCAAAAUUUUGUUGGGGUAGAGAAAACAGUGACCUUGAAGGAAUGGGUUAGUAUGCUGGAGCAGAGUAGCCGCGAAAAGAAAGGUGCUGUCGUCGAAACGAACCCUGCCGUGAAGGUUCUUGACUUCUUUCAACUGAUGAGCGAGAAGGAUACCGAACGCGUUUCCAGAUACGAAUUUGGGAGGCUUGUUCAGGAUAGUCCUACAGCUUCUGAGAUGACUGCUGUAUCGGCUGCAUGGCUGAAACUGUGGGUUCGGCAAUGGAAGUUGUAGAUCGUUGUUUUGAAUGAGGGGCAGAGAGAUGCAGUAGGAAACGGCCGAGUCUUCAUCAUGCUGUUCCGCUAAGUAU